Prorocentrum cordatum is the source of this 3960-nucleotide messenger RNA. NCBI's taxonomy places the organism in Eukaryota, Dinophyceae, Prorocentrales, Prorocentraceae. The record is from the annotation of a GenBank genome assembly.
GUCUCUCCUUGUGCCCUGGCGCUGUCGACCAGCGCCAACGCCUGCCUCUCCGAGACCGGCGUCUGGGGGGCGCCGGUGCCGCUGGGCGCGGCGGCCGUCGCCGGGGGCCUGGGCAUCCUGCUCGGCGUCCUCGCGGUGCUGCUGGUGCAGGCGACCAUCUGCACGUGCUUGGUGUCGGUGCGGAUCUGCCUGUGGGGCUUUUGGAAGGCCACGCCGGCGCCUCCGCGAGUCGAGCGGCCGGAGCAGCUGGCGCCCGUCGCGGGCGCGCCCGUGCAGGCAGGGGACGUGGUGUUCCUCGACUACGGGGAGGCAGGGGAACCGUGGCAUGAGAGGCUGAUCCUCGCUUCUUUGGGCGGGGCGAAGUAUCUGGUGCUGACCCCCGACGAGGACAUGUACGAGGAGGAGAUCGACACGCGCAGCGUGGCUGACUUCCGGCAGGCGGGCCCGCGGGGCGGCUUGCCGGCCGGCCUUGGGGCAGCUAAGGGCCAGCCGGUCUACCGCCUCACGGAGCGGCCGCGCGGCGCUGCGCUGCAAUCGUGGAUCGACGCGGCGGAGGAUCAGGCCGUGGAGCUGCGCGCGGCGCGGGGGCUCGCCGAGGAGCCUGAGCCUCCGCCCUUGGCUGACGGGGGCGCUCCCUCGGGGGCGGGCGCCGCAGGCUCCGGCGCGACUGGCGAGCGGGCCGACUGGGUCUGCGUGGCCCCCGAGGGCGACGUCAAGCGGGGCGCGGUGUACUCGCUCCCGGACUCGCUCGACGCGCCGUCGGAGAACUUCAUGGCGUUCGGGCAGCACGGGCUCUACGACUUGGGCCGUCGCGGCAAGUCGGCGGCCCUGGUCAGGCUGGCGCCGGGCGAGACCGCGGACGAGGCCAUGCGGGCCUUCGUGGCGACCGCGGCGCCGGAGGCUGUCGGGGGGGCGCCGACGCCGCCGCCCGCCGAGGACGCCCGCACGCUGGCGAUCAAGCGGGACGCGGCCGGCCGCCGCUUCCAGGACCUGAAGUGUGUGGCGGACUCAUCGGAGCAGUGCGAGUUCGAGGACUGGGCGCUGUCUGGGCCCCGGACUGCCUUGUACGUGGUGAAGGAGAUUGCCAAGCAAAGCGGUGGCCCGGUCCAGCGCCACACCACUUGGAAGCACGAGAACAAGCUCAACGAUGACGAGCAUAGCGUGGUGGCCCACGAAAUGCUGUCGGAGAUUUUGGAGCUGGCUUGCACCUACGACCAGGUCGACGUGGCCAACCUGGCGAGCAUGGAGGCGCUCGCGAGGCACCUGCAGUUCCUGGAGCACAAGAUCAAGAAGAAGAAGGAGACGAUCAAGGAUUUCGAUUCCCAGGACUACUACCUGGGCCGCACCAGGAGGACGGGCGGGGCCAUCAUCAGCCCGGAGCUGCUGAAGUGGGUCGCGGAGUCCGCGGCCCGGGAUUCGGCCAUCUUGAAGGAGGAGCGCGAGGCUGCGGAGGAGCCGCUGGAGCGCAUGGUGCCGAGGGAUCUGCUGCCCUUGCCCUUGGUGCCCGCGCCGCCGGCUCGGGGCGCGCGGUCGUUGCCGCGCCGCUCCGCCCAGAGGAUCGGCCGCAGGUCUGCUGUUGGCCGCCGCGUGAAUGACUGCAUCGCCGCCCUGAACAACCUGCACGGGGAGGGCGACUUUUGCUCGAAGGCCCGUCCUUCGGAGGCACAAUUUUCUGCUGUGGACAUGCUCUGGCAGGCCGUGUCGGACGACAAGCCGCCGGACGACGCCCCCAGCCCCGAGGCAGCCCUCGUGGAGUUGCUCGGCACGGGUAGUCUGGGCUAUGGCCCCGACGGCCCCACUGUGGUUGCGCCGUAUGAUCGCGGCCUGGUUUCGUGGCCUGAGUCGGCGGGCUGCGUCAGCUUGCUGGAGGUGCUGCCGGAGCCAGACCGCCAGGAGGUGAUCGACGGUAAGAAUUCGAUGAUGCUUCGCGCUGAAGAGGUUCGCCCGGGCGCCACCAAGGUGUACUGGGAUAAGACCUUGCAAUCCGACACGGACGAGUACCAGCGGUUCGUGCAGGACCUGCUGGACCGCGGCAUGGUGGAGCUGCGGACUCGUCGCGAUUUUGAAGUGGGAGUCUUCUUCGUGAAGAAGAAGUCGGGCCGCCUGAGGCUCAUUGUGGACGCUCGGGCUGUCAACCAGGCGCUGAAUCGGCCGCCGACGAUCCACAUGGCGCCCACCGCGGCGCUAGUGAACAUGGAGGUCGAGGACGGCUCCCAGCUGGAGUUCUCGAUCCAGGACAUCGCGGACUGCUUCUACCAGUUCCGCGUGCCGGACUACAUGGUGCCGUGGUUCGGCAUGCGCCCGCUCAGGGCUAGGCAUCUGGGCGUGAAGGUGGUCGACGGCCUCGCGGUCUCAGAGGGGGCGUGGGUCUACCCAUGCCUGCGGGUGCUGCCCAUGGGCUUCGCGUGGGCCAUGCGCUGGACGCAGCAGGCGCACCGCGAGCUGCUGCGGCGAGGAGGCCUCGGUGGCAUCGAGAGCGAGCUGGUGGACGGGCAGAUCGCUCCGAGCGUGGACUCGCCUCAGGUGCCGAGGGUCGUCUACGUGGACAACGAGAUCUUCGUCUCGUCGCGACCGGGCGCCACCCGGGGUGCGAGGAGGCAGGCGGCCAAGGUGAUGGCCGAGGCCGGGCUGCCGCUGCACGAGGUCGAGGAGAGCAAGACGGUCGUGGAGGCGCUGGGCCUGGAGCUGGAUGGCAUCAAGCUGCGGGCCCGGCUGGCGCGGGCCAAGCGCUGGGGGCUCGGGCUGGGCACCCAGGAGCUGGCCAACGCGCUGCACCUCAUGCCGCUGCUGGCCGUCCAGUUCGAUCUGCCGUGGUCCGGGCGCGUCACCUGCUCCGAUGCCACGCUGCGCGGCUAUGCGGUGCAGGAGGCCGACAUGGAGCCGUCGGCCGUGCGGGAGGUUUACAUCAUGUACACCCGGCUCUGCCUCUACGGGUUCCUGAAGGCCUCAGUGGUGCCCCUCGUCGUCAAGCGCUUCGGGAUCUACCUCUGGCUGGGGCCCCCUGGGCCGCUGGGGCCGCUGCUGAGGGCUGCUGGGGCGAGGAGUCAGGCUGCCCUGCAGGCGGCGAGGGCGCGGUCGGUCGGGACUGGUGGGCUCACGACGCUGGAGCAGGAGAGCAUCACCCAGAAGACGAGGCAGGACUACGAGAGGAGGCUGGAGCGGUUCGACGUCUUCUGCAGGACCCACGGGCUCACCACGGCGAGCGACGUCGAGCUGGAGGAGGCCGUGCUGCUGGCCGCGAUAGGGCAUCGCGACCCAAGGCUGCACCACGCGGGCAGGCUGCUGAAGCUGCCCCGCGUGGCGAGGGCGCUGCAGGGCUGGCGGAGGCUGGUGCCGCCGCUGACGCGGGCGCCGGCGCCCUGGGCGGCGGUGGCGGCCAUCGCGGUGGCCCUGAUCUACCUCGGCCAGCGGCGCGCGGCCCUCGGCGUGGUGCUCGCGGCGGGCGCCUACCUGCGCCCAGGGGAGCUGCUGACCCUCCGGGCGGACCACGUGGUGCCGGCGCAGCCGCAUGCCGGGGGCGACUACCGCUUCACGUCCCUGGUGUUGAGGCCCGAGGAGGAGCUGCAGUCAACCAAGACAAGGGGCUUCAACGACUCGAUCCUGCUCGACAGCCCCGCAAGGUCUUUUGUCGGGCCCCUGCUGGAGCAGAUCGCAUCCCAGUCGCAGCCGAUGGAGCUCCUUUCCGUGUUGACGCCGUACAUCCUUCGCCACUCCGGGCCGUCCCACGAUUGGCUCACCAAGGCAAGGAGCCUGGAGGCCAUCGAGCGCAGGGGCCGCUGGGCGUCCGACCUCAGCGUCAGGCGCUACGAGAAGGGCUCCAGGGUGACGCGCCGCCUGGCCUCGCUCGACCGCGGCCGGCAGCUGCUGCUGGCCGAGGCCGACCGGCUGCUCGAGGGCGCCCUGAAGGACGGGCGCACCGGCGGCUUCGCUCGGCUGCUCCGGGACGUAGGCCUCGUGUGA